Molecule: messenger RNA, 1917 nt
Organism: Malassezia globosa CBS 7966
Lineage: Eukaryota; Fungi; Basidiomycota; Malasseziomycetes; Malasseziales; Malasseziaceae
Exons: 1
Coding region: 1-1917 (638 amino acids)
Biological process (GO): positive regulation of mRNA splicing, via spliceosome
Cellular component (GO): spliceosomal complex
Molecular function (GO): RNA binding
Source: RefSeq, a predicted model, not a curated record
AUGAAGCUCGAAAAGGGCACUGAUCAUGAAAAAAAGAAACCUAGGGAGCCUGAGCCUAUGGAGGAAGAUGACGAGUCUGAUGAGUCCAAGUCGUCAUCAGAAUCUUCAUCAGAAUCGUCAUCAGAAUCUUCAUCAGAAUCUUCAUCUGAAGCUUCGUCUGAAUCGUCGUCUGAAGCUUCUUCUGAAUCGUCAUCUGAAGCUUCGUCUGAAUCGUCAUCUGAAUCGUCAUCUGAAUCGUCAUCUGAAUCGUCAUCUGAAUCGUUAUCUGAAUCGUCAUCUGAAUCGUCAUCUGAAUCGUCAUCUGAAUCUUCAUCUGAAUCGUUAUCUGAAUCUUCAUCUGAAUCGUCGUCUGAAGCUUCGUCUGAAUCGUCGUCUGAAUCGUCAUCUGAAGCUUCUUCUGAAUCAUCGUCACGUUCGUCCGAUGGUCCAGAUGAUGAUUCAGACGGUAGUUCAGACAGUGGAUCGGAAGACUCUGAUUCGAAGAGUUCGGAUAGUGACACCGACGAAGACUCACAGAAUGAGUCCAAUGUGAAAAAACCAGCCAAGAAUAAGUCUGAUGAAGACGAUUCAGACGACAGUAGUAGCAGCGAUAAUGGUUCUGACGAUGAAAGUGAUUCGGAGGACUCUGACAAUGAGGAAGCGGAUUCAAAGAAGCCCAAAGAAACCGAGGAUUCCAGCGAGGAUUCUGAUGAAUCUGACAGCGAUUCCGACGAAGAUUCUUCAGACGAGGACUCUGAUAGCUCCGAUGAAGACUCGGACAACGAUGAAUCGACCAAUAAAGAUAAAAAAUCCGAUAAAAAGGACUCCUCGUCCUCAGAUGAUUCUGAAUCUGAGUCGGAUUCAAGCUCGGAGUCGGAGUCAGACUCAGAAGAGAGUAAAACAACGAAAGAGAGUGAAUCGGACUCUACAGAAAGUGACUCUUCGAAUUCAGACUCAGAGUCUGAUUCUGAAUCCGAUUCAAACUCGGACUCAAACUCGUCUGAUUCCGAUUCAGACUCGAGCUCAGAGUCAGAUUCAGUUUCGGAGUCGGACUCUGGCUCAGACUCGGAAUCCGAUGACGAGGAAGAGGUCGCUGCCGCAAAGGACUCAAAGAAGCGCAAGGCUGAUGCCGAACCGGCAUCAUCGACGAAGAAAUCUAAAACCGACAGCAAUGAGAAUCCGACCCAUGACAAUGGCAUCAAGACACUAUGGGUGGGUCAACUCAGUUGGAAUGUCGACAACGACUGGUUAAAGAGUGAAUUUGAACAGUACGGCACUGUCUUGGAUGCACGGGUUCAAUGUGACCGCGACUCGGGCCGCAGCCGUGGCUUUGGUUACGUCGACUUUGCCACGUCAGCGGAAGCACUCCGUGCAUCAAAAGAAGCGCAUGGGAAAGAGCUGGAUGGUCGCGCUCUCCGUGUAGACCUUCAGCCCGCACGCGGUCCUCAAGACCGGGCAGAAUCCCGAGCCAAGCACUUCAAGGAUGAACGUAGUGCUCCAUCAAACACGCUUUUCAUUGGCGGACUCGCGUGGGCACUCACUGAAGAUGAUAUCUGGAACGCAUUUGCAGAGUUUGGUGAAGUGACUGGUGUGCGCCUGCCGAAAGAAAUUGACUCUGGCCGACCAAAGGGCUUUGGAUACGUCGAGUUCGUCUCGCAAGACAACGCAGCCAAGGCUCUAGAGACUAUGAAUGGUCAGGCUCUUGGUGGUCGACCCAUCCGCAUUGACUUUGCUGGCAAGCGUGAUGGUAACAACGCAUCGCGUGGUGGUAGCAGUGCUUCUGGCCCCUCUGGACGCGGUGGGGCACGUGCUGGUGGCCGCCCUCGUGAUAGUGGCUGGGGCGCGCGUGCCGGCGGCGGUGCGCGCUCUGCGUCUGGCAGCUCACGGUCUGGAGCCAUUGCCCAGUCGACGGGCAAGAAAAUGACGUUUGACGAAUGA